Messenger RNA from Helobdella robusta, 2720 nucleotides. RefSeq lists its product as hypothetical. Lineage: Eukaryota; Metazoa; Annelida; Clitellata; Rhynchobdellida; Glossiphoniidae. The record is from RefSeq and is a predicted model, not a curated record. Gene Ontology annotation, cellular component: nucleus; MCM complex. The transcript is spliced from 22 exons. Bases 69 to 2459 code for a protein of 796 amino acids. Gene Ontology annotation, biological process: double-strand break repair via break-induced replication; mitotic DNA replication initiation; DNA strand elongation involved in DNA replication. Gene Ontology annotation, molecular function: ATP hydrolysis activity; single-stranded DNA binding; ATP binding.
UGAAUGUUUAACAUCAAGUUAGGAUUAUCUUUAUUGUGUAUUUGAGUGGCGGGAAAUAAAUCGUAUCGAUGGCCGACGCAGAUUUGCAUUUUAGACAAAUUGUGCAAGAAUAUCUUGACUUCCUAGACGAUAAUGAUGACCAGUGGAUAUAUCACAAGCGUGUGAAGGACAUGAUUGCUGAUGGCAGAACAAGAUUGCUCGUGAACAUAAAUGACCUAAGGAGGAAAAACCCCAGUAGAGCAUUGAGGUUAUUGCAGAAUGGGUUUGAAGAAUUGAUUGCAUUCCAAAAGGGACUGAAGGAAUUUGUUGAUUCAGUUGAUCAGGUAUUUGGAAAGCAACAUGAAGAGUUGUACAUAGGACUGGAGGGCAGUUUCGGAAGUCAUCAUUUGACACCAAGGACUCUGAAUUCCUCAUUUUUAGGAAACACUGUGUGCAUUGAAGGAAUUGUAUCAAAAUGCUCAUUGGUACGUCCUAAAAUAUCAAGAAGUGUCCAUUAUUGUCCAGCAACCAAAAAGUCGAUGGAGAGGAAAUAUACAGAUAUGACGUCUUUAGAUGCAUUCCCUUCCUCUGGUGUCUAUCCUACCAAAGAUGAAAAUGGUAAUCUUCUUGAAACUGAAUAUGGACUAUCUACUUACAAAGAUCACCAAACGUUCAGUAUUCAGGAAAUGCCGGAAAAGGCUCCUGCUGGUCAGUUGCCGAGGAGUGUCGAUAUUAUAGCUGAUGAUGAUCUAAUUGACAACUGCAAGCCGGGUGACAGAGUUCAGGUGAUUGCUCUGUACAGAUGUCUUCCCAGCAAGAAAAACGGUUUUACCAGUGGCACAUUCAGGACAAUCUUGGUAGCCAAUAACGUACAGCUCUUGAAUAAAGAGCUCCACCCAACUUUCUCUUCCAAGGAUAUCUCGAAAAUUAAAAAAUUUUCAAGACAAAAAAAAAAUGUGUUUGAAAUUCUAUCCAAUUCAUUGGCGCCCACCAUCCAUGGGCAUGAAUACAUUAAGAAGGCCAUUCUUUGCAUGUUGUUAGGGGGUGUGGAGAGGAUUCUUGAGAAUGGAACCAGAAUAAGGGGGGACAUCAACAUUCUACUCAUUGGUGACCCCUCAGUUGCGAAAUCUCAACUUUUAAGGUACGUGUUACAUUCUGCUCCUCGUGCUGUCACAACUACCGGACGAGGAUCAUCUGGUGUCGGGUUAACUGCUGCUGUCACCACUGAUCAGGAAAGUGGGGAGCGUCGUUUGGAGGCUGGAGCAAUGGUCCUGGCCGAUCGAGGUGUUGUUUGCAUUGACGAAUUUGAUAAGAUGUCUGACAUGGAUCGAACAGCCAUUCACGAAGUCAUGGAGCAGGGCAGAGUAACCAUUGCAAAGGCUGGCAUCCAUGCAAAAUUAAAUGCAAGAUGUAGUGUUCUCGCUGCCGCCAACCCUAUCUAUGGCAGGUACAAUCAGUACAAAACGCCCAUGGAGAACAUUGGACUCCAAGACUCUCUCCUAUCUCGAUUUGAUCUUCUCUUCAUAGUUCUUGAUAUGAACGAUCCAGAGAAUGACAGGAUGAUAUCAGAUCAUAUACUGAACAUUCACAAGUUCAGAUCUCCAGCUGAGCAAGAUGGAGAUGUGCUUCACCUCUCAAGCUCGUUGGACUUGCUGACUACGGAGAGUCUGGAUGAGGUGGGAGACGAUGAUGAUGUGCCAAUUUACGAAACCUUCCACACCAUGCUGGGAGGAGUUGCAAAAAAGGAGCAGUAUGUGAGCCUGAAGUUUAUGCGCAAGUACCUCCACGUGGCCCGGGAGAUGAAGCCCCAGAUGACCAGAGAGGCCGCUGACUACAUUGCCGAGGAGUACUCCAAACUCAGAAACAUGGACACCGCACCGGAAGAUGUUGCUCGGACACAACCUGUCACUGCUCGUUCCCUGGAGACGAUGAUUCGAUUGUCCACGUCGCAUGCCAAAUGUCGUCUCUCGAAGACCGUUGAAAUCCAAGAUGCUCAGGCUGCUUUAGAAUUGAUUCACUAUGCUUAUUUCAAAAAGGUUUUGAAGAAAGAUCGCAGAAGGAAGCAUGUGAGUGAUAGUGAAGGAGAAGAUGAAGUGGAGGAGGAGGAAGAAGGCAGUUUGAAACUACAGAAGAGAUCGAAAAGGUCAAGGUUAGGAGAUGAUGACGUUGAAACUGGUAAUGAAAAUGAAGACAAAAACAACGUGGACAACAGAGUAACAGAUUCUAUGACUAGCAGUGCUAUUGCUGAAAAGGAGGAUGAUCAACUAUCUGGAACAAAGUUGCAACGUAUCCGUGGUUUUAUCUUCAAAAAAUUCCAAGCAGAUCACUCUCAAUCAUUGUCUGUAGAUUUAGUUUGGUCCUUUGUUGAAGCACAACAUGCAGCUGAAGUUAUAACUCGAAAGGACUUUGAUAAAGCCAUUCAGCAUAUGCACGAUCAAAAUCAGAUCAUGUUGCACGAACAAACGAUUUACCUAAUUUAAAAUUCUUUGUAGAUUUUGUAUUAAAGACUAAAAUUAAAUAUUUUAGAGACUAUUUUUUAUUUUUGUGAAAGUCUAUGAUGAAACCCUGAGUUCUUUUAUGAUUUUAUUUCAAGGUCCAAGGCCGUUGGAUAACUUAUAGAAUUUUAUUAAAGAAACGGCAACAAAAUAACUUUUCUUUAACAAAACAGUUACAUAAAAUAAUUAAAUAGUAGAUGUCUUAAAUAGAUUAACCGUGAUUUAAAAGUUUUUCUUCCUUCGUCC